AUGGAAGAAAUAAGCCGAGAAGAAAAUUGCAAAGAAGAAAUAUUUAUUACGGAAGACGAAGAUGCAGACGAUGAGCAGAAAUUGGUGAUCUAUGAAGACAAACACACUGACUCACCCAUCUCAUCAGCUGACGAAGAUGGUAUGCAUGUUUCGCCGCCAGAUUCACAUAAGGUUGUAAGAAGUGAUGAUGAGAAAGGUAUUUUCGAUGUGCAGCCACCUCGAAAAGAAAAUGCAUGCAAAAAUACCACAAAUAUCACGUUUUCCUGGCAAGAAUAUCUGAAGCAAACCGAAGCCGUUGCAGCAUCGGAAGAUUGCUUUUAUCAAGAUCCUGUACCACCUGAAAAUAAAUUCACUGUUGGCAAGAAGGUAGAAGUGCCAGAUCCGAGAGGUAAAGAGGUGCAGUGUUUAGCGACAAUCGUUGCGGUUCAUUCGCUUUGGGUAUGUCUUCGACUUGAUGGUGAAGAUGGAAGUAAUGACCACUGGCUUAUAUGUGAUGACGAACGAAUCAAACCUGUUGGAGAUUGCGAAAGGAAUGACUUGCUUUUGCAGCCUCCAUUUGGUUUCAUGUAUAACUUAGCUUCAUUUCACAAAUUCAUCGAAAAUCAAUUAAAACCUGCAGCAGACGGUAGCAUUCCAGUAGCACCUUCAGAGUCUUUUAAACCGAUUCCAUUCAAAUAUCAUCCAAGGAAAAAUAGAUUCCAAGUGGGUAUGAAAUGUGAAGCGAUUGAUCGCAAAAAUUUCAAUGGUCGCCCAUGUCCUGCAACUGUGGUUGAUAUAAAAGGCGAUUAUUUAACAAUCAGUUAUGAUGGCUGGAACAAAGCUUAUGAUAGUAAGGAACGUUAUGACAGUCGCUUUAUUUUCCCAGUUGGAUGGGCAGCUAAAUGUGGUCUUGAACUGCAACCACCGAAUCAUGUAAAAGGAAAAGUUUUGCAACGAGUGGUACAAAAAGAAACGUUGCCAAAAGCUCCGAAAAUCGCUACUUUAAAGAAAUCGAAAAUAUGCAAAAAGAAAUCAGCCGAUACCAAAAACGGUUCUCAACGAAAACAAAAUUGCAAGCGGAAGCGAACCUCUCCAAUUCCCGAUUCUCAUCGUAAUCCUUCAGAUGGUUCUUGUUCAUCUCAUUUACUUGAUAUAAUUGAUCAGAUCGCUAAACAAACACAUACAGUGGAAACAAGUUCCGCAAGUAGUACGUCGAACCAGCAAAUAAUGACCGGUGCAGCAGAUACAGUUGCGAUUCUAAAUGAUCGUAUUGAACCUCGUGCACGAAAAACGGUAUCAUCACCGCUUCUUCCUGGAGGCCCAGUCAUCAGGCAGUCUCGGAAGGUAGUUUCCUCUCCAGAUGGCGUACAAAAUGCGCUUGCUAUUCCAGACAUCGUUCUGUCAACGACUGAUGUACAACCAGUUCAUAAAAUGACUGUUUAUUUAAAUCGAGGUUGUCGAUGUGCACCCACUCUUAACGCUUCACUUGUUCGUAAACUGCCGGAGAAAUUUGGACCUGGCACUUUGCAUCAUAUUUUAAGAGAAACAAUGCAGCAAAUUGUAAAUUGCGCUGUUGAUCCUUCUUUUGUGUUGGAAAAAGUCGAUCCUGGAACCCUAAGAAUUUUAUCUAUUACUGCUGAAAUCCAUGAAGUAACACACGUACGCGCUAUACCAGCAUUAAAGACUCUUGCCUCUGCAUGGGAUUACUUGCAUGCAUUUAUUUCAAAAUUAAAUGUGUGUCGCAACUUUUUAACAGAGGAACCAAUCUGUUGUUCAUUAUGUUCUUGCCACAAUGAUGAUGGAGUUGUGAGUACUACUGCAGGCGGUGGUGCGUUGAAGUACGGUGCCGAGAGUGAUGAUUCGGAAGACUGCGAAGGUUGGCUAGUUUUCAUACUACAUCAACAGAUUUUCGAAGCGAAAUUCUGUUAUCAUUCCAUGUGCUUGGUUCCUAAUGUCUGUCAUCAGUACAUGGAUUUGGCAGAGUGGUCCACGCAGCGUGUUGCAAAUGAAGUAGAAAAUAUGUUUGAUGCAAGUAUUGCAGAAAAAUUUUCACAAAAUCAAAUUGAUGGAAAAGCUUUAAUUUUGCUGACAACUGAGCUAUUGAUACGGCAUUUGGAAAUGCCGUUUGGUCCGGCUUUAAAGAUGAUGUCAUACAUUGAAUCGUUGAAGCGCAGAGCAUGGCAGAUUACUUCUCACAGUACAAAAUAA
This is a messenger RNA of Acanthocheilonema viteae, 2187 nucleotides long. Lineage: Eukaryota; Metazoa; Nematoda; Chromadorea; Rhabditida; Onchocercidae. The record is from the annotation of a GenBank genome assembly.